AUGUUCUUGAAAUUCGCUAGUUUCUUCAGUACGAGUUUUCAAAACUCCACCAAGAAGCCGCCAUGGCCCAAUCCGUCUGCUCGUCGAAUUGGAUAUGGAAUCAAGACCACCAACAUGAGAAGACUUGGAGUUGAUGCACCAUGUGGUGUGCUCGACCCAAAGGAAACAGUUCUUCUGGAUGUUUCCCGUGAUGCCUUCGCAUUCGGACAAGAAAGCACCAACAACGAUCGUUUAACUGUCGAAUGGACCAACAACCCUGAUGAAGCUGCGAAGCAAUUCAGACGCGAAGGGUGCCAAGGAGACGGUAUGAUCCGUCGUAAGAACUCCCAACUGAGUACAACCCAUCUUUUUAAUAAAUCAGUUUAUUUUCCGCUUGUUUUCUUCUUUCUCUCAAACAAAAAUAGCUUCACUUAA
Molecule: messenger RNA, 414 nt
Organism: Caenorhabditis elegans
Lineage: Eukaryota; Metazoa; Nematoda; Chromadorea; Rhabditida; Rhabditidae
Gene: Y50E8A.2
Product: Major sperm protein
Exons: 1
Coding region: 1-414 (137 amino acids)
Cellular component (GO): cytoskeleton; pseudopodium
Source: RefSeq, marked reviewed